Cornus florida is the source of this 567-nucleotide messenger RNA. RefSeq names its product cysteine proteinase inhibitor 1-like. Lineage: Eukaryota; Viridiplantae; Streptophyta; Magnoliopsida; Cornales; Cornaceae. Gene Ontology annotation, molecular function: cysteine-type endopeptidase inhibitor activity. The transcript has a single exon. The record is from RefSeq and is a predicted model, not a curated record. Bases 47 to 403 code for a protein of 118 amino acids.
CUCUUCACGAAUCCCCAUCUCUCUCUACUCUAUAUACCCUUCCAACAUGACUUUAAAAUCUCUACCCCUUUUCCUUUCUCUCUUCGUUACCUUCCUGUUGUUAGAUGUCUCCGCCGUUUACGGCCGGGUUGGGGUGGUCGGCGGUUGGGAGCCGAUUAAGGAUCCAAAAGCCCCUGAAGUGCAAGAGAUCGGAGAGUUCGCGGUGACCCAACACAACAAACAGGCCAAAACCGACUUGAAAUUCGAGAGCGUGGAUUCGGGCGAGACCCAAGUAGUGUCGGGUAUGAAUUACCGGCUGGUUCUGUCGGCCAAAGACGGCGCCGGUUCGAACAAGUAUGAGGCAGUUAUUUGGGAUAAGCCUUGGGCCCAUUUCAGGAACCUCACGUCCUUCAAACGUAUCUGAUCCAAGGGCUAAAUUGUGAGACUGGUGAUGGAUGAAGAAGCUUUUAAUGUCAAAUCUGUGUUAUUAAUUAUGUCUGCCUAUUUGAAACUAAUAUAAUAAUAUUAUGAAAAGAGUUUCGUUUGAUAUGUGAUUAUUGAUUAAUGUCAAUGUGUUUCUUUAGUUUA